Molecule: messenger RNA, 2444 nt
Organism: Thamnophis sirtalis
Lineage: Eukaryota; Metazoa; Chordata; Lepidosauria; Squamata; Natricidae
Product: B- and T-lymphocyte attenuator
Biological process (GO): immune response-regulating cell surface receptor signaling pathway
Cellular component (GO): plasma membrane
Molecular function (GO): signaling receptor activity
Source: RefSeq, a predicted model, not a curated record
CUUCUCAUGAUCUUGCUGCUUGCGAGCACUCAGAGAUGACUUAAGAAUGUCCAAUAAUGCUAAAGACAAUAUUUCUGUUCCACAGAUUCCCUUCCAUUUUCCCAAUGACCCUGAAGUGAGGAGAACUCCAGGCCAUGUACAUAGGCAACACUGUACUACUGCUCCUCUUGUUGAUGCUGAUGGUGGACAACUCAUUGACACAUGAUUCUGAGGAUGAUAACUGCACCACCAUUACUAUUGAAAGAGGUACAAAAUACUAUAGUAAUCUUGGUGACUCAGCCAUGCUAGAGUGCCCAGUGAUCUACUGCAUCAAGAAGCCUGAAAUGAAUUGGCAUAUGCUGAACAGGAGGGAAAAGAAGUUCCAUAUGUUGAAUUCUGAAAAACAACGCUCCAUUUCAUGGAGAAAUGAAAAAACGUUUGUUUUGAAUUUUCAAUCAGUUCAUAAAAAUGACAGUGGACAAUAUCGUUGUGAAGCAAUACUAAGUAAAAGAAUACUUCCGAGUCAUGUUGUAGAAUUAAUUGUUCAAGAUCACAGUAACUCAUCCGUGUUUCUAAGUACUACAAAUGCCACAGAAGAUCAGAAACUACAUGAAAAGAACAACAUGUUGAUUACGAUUUAUUCCAUAUCAUCCCUUGGUACUCUGUUCCUCAUUGCCGGCUGCUUUGGAUUGCUGUAUUUCACAAGGAGGCAUCAAGUAAAAAACGCCCAGAAAGUAAAAAACCCAGAAAGUGGAAAUAACAGGAACAAUCAACGCUGCAAUGAUAGCACGACUCAUGUCUCAGAUGAAGGAGCCUUCUUUAAUGAAGAUUCCAUGCCUUGCUUGUUUCAAGUUCCCAAUGGGAAUCAAGACAACUACCAGAAGGCAUCUAGAACCAGUCUAAAUUCCAUGAAGUUCAAUGAAGGUUUACCAGGAUAUAAAGAGGACUCAGUUAUUUAUGCAACAUUAAGCCAUGGAGAACUUCUUCAGAGAACCAAGCCCCCUGAAGAAAUUGAAUUGACAGAAUAUGCCAUCAUUAGACUGAAGAACUAAAGGUGGACAUCAUUCAUCGUUUUAUGUUCUCUAGCAUGGCUUAGCAAGCUUAUCCACAAACAUCAUUUAUAUACACUGUUUCUAUUUGAAACAAUAUUCUGGGGGGGAAAUAAUUAUUUAUUUGCCAGAUGAUGCGUAGUUUAAGUGAAUCACAUUUGCUAUGUAAUUGCUCUUUCUAUUUCCAUAUGGCUAUCUGAUGUAUCUCUGUAUAACCAGACAUUUCCUGACUCAGCAAUUGGGAUUCCUUUUGUCCUAUUUCGGGGCACCAUAUCUGACAUGUUUGAGACCCUUCCUAUAGAAUUUUACUAGUAAGUUUUUUCUAGAGUAGGUCCCAAGGUCUUUCUCCAAUCUUAUAACUUAUUUCUCAACAGUUGUCCAGGGACAUCAACUGCCAUGGUCCUUGUAAACCCAGAUAAUCCAGAAAACCAAUCCACUAUGGGACUCUUUUUCUGUUGUCUCCUCAUGAUUAAUGGGUUUGUGGAUACUCUUAGUCUGGCUUCUCGGUUGAGACCUAUAUAGUUUGAGUGAUCCUUCUGGUAUACUUUCUGGUGAUAUACCUUCAGCAUAGCUCUCAACCUAAACAUAACACAUGACAAGGGAGUACCCACAUGCAGUGGUUUCUAUGUAUAUAGCAAUUCCAUGGGUAUAGCAAUAUAGCAAAAUACCCAUAGCACUUAGACAUAUUCUGCUUCAUAGUGCUUUAAAGCCCUCUCUAAGUGGUUUACAGAGUCAGCAUGUUGCCCCCAACAAUCUGGGCCCUCAUUUUACCAAUCCCGGAAAGAUGGAAGAUUGCAUCACCUUGAGCCAGUUAGAAUCGAACUCUUGGCAGUGAGCAGUGAGUUAGCCUGCAAUACUGCAUUCUAAACUCUACACCUAUCUUUGUAAGAUGGCAGCAUUUGCCUAUUACAGAUUAUUUCAAGGUUUCUGGUAACUUUGAAGGUAUUUAUAAAAAUAUAAGUCACAAACUAAUUGCUAUUUCCAUGUAUACAGCAAUUAAUUUGUGACUUACAUUUUUAUUAAUAUCUUUGUACUAGAAACCUUGAUAUAAUCUAUAUAUAAUCUAUAGUAUACUAUUUUGAAAACAUCUGGUAAACAUAAUUGCUUUCUUCCCUACAGUGUAAAAUAGGUAUUAAAAAGAUAGAUGGGGUGACUUCAGCAAUUUUGGUUCUUCAUCCAUUCUUUGCUUCAUUAGGAAUAUGGCCCUUAAUUAAAAAAAAUACUGUCUCUCUCUGAUCAGAUUAAUCCAUGACAUUAUUGAUUUCAUGAGCAGUUUAUUACUGAGCUGCUUUUUCAGAAGAUAUCGAAUAUUUUAUCUGUAUUCUAUAAAAUUUAGCAAUAGAUAUUGAUUGCUUUAAAAAAAUCAAUGAGUUGUCUGAGGAAUUAAAACUUGUCUUCUAUUAAUUUGUUACAGCA